Messenger RNA from Cimex lectularius (bed bug), 3079 nucleotides. Its product is annotated as chromatin assembly factor 1 subunit A-like. Gene Ontology annotation, biological process: nucleosome assembly. NCBI's taxonomy places the organism in Eukaryota, Metazoa, Arthropoda, Insecta, Hemiptera, Cimicidae. The transcript has 14 exons. The coding region runs from base 250 to 2973 and encodes 907 amino acids. Gene Ontology annotation, cellular component: nucleus; CAF-1 complex. The record is from RefSeq and is a predicted model, not a curated record.
AAUGCGGGUUCGCGGGUAAAUCAUGCAACCUUCACCAAAAGCUUGGAUCUUUGGGGAACCCUUUAUGUCGGGCCUGGAGUACCAAGUUUAUGAGUUGCCCAGAUUAAUAUUACAGACGCUUUCAAGCUUAUGAAUCCAGUUUUGCAUCGUCGCAUUGAAGUUGAUAUUGUGCUUUUUGUGCAGUCUGCACUCAACUUUUUCAAUCGAGUCGUAUUGAUAAUUUUCUUUUUUUGACUAGAAUUGUGAGUCAUGGAAGUUGAAGAUGCAAGCGAACCGCCGAAGAAAAAAUUAAAACAAGCCAAGCUCUCAUUUUGCUUUACCUCACCAAGAAAUAAGAGGAAGCUCAGUGAGCCGUUAUCUGAAGAUGGGAAGGCUUUGAAAAUUGUCUGCAAAGACAAUGACAGAGUGACAGACGAGAAUGUUGUUAAGAAUCAUGACGUGAAGUCUGAUUCUGAAAAUAAAAAUCCAAAUGGUGAACAUGCUGAUAAAACUGAAUUAGGUGUGAUAUACAUUGAUGAUAGCAAUGAUCACGAAGAAAAUAACAAAGAAAAUGGAGAUAGUCAUGAAAAAUCUACAUCGGAAGGAAACGGUUUUCAGUUGCGCCUUUCAUUUGAACAAGAGAAAAGUGAUGAUGUAGACAGCAGUAAUGGUGAACAUCCUGUUAAAACCGAAUUAGAUGCGAUAUACAUCGAUGAUAGCAAUGAUCACGAAGAAAAUAACAAAGAAAAUGGAGAUAGUCAUGAAAAAUCUACAUCAGAAGGAAACAGUUUUCAAUUGCACCUUUCAUUACACGAGAAAAGUGAUGAUGUAGACAGCAACGGUGAACAUUCUCAACAAGCGAAUAACAUAAACAGAACACAGGAUAGUGAAAACUGUAAAGUAGAAGACAGCAACGAAAAAGAAACAGAUAAUGCAGGAAUUGAAGGAGAAAAACUUGGCUGUGUUGAAUUGAACGAAAAUAACGAUGCUUUAAACGAUUCGACACUUGUAGAUGUAAACAACGAAAGCUUUAAUGUAACUGGUAACGAGACCUUUGAAAUGAGUGAUUCUGGUACAUCACCAAUUUCUGAAUCGGACAAGGCAAACUUUUCGAAUCAGGAAAAGAUAAUUUCCCCAAAGCAAAGGCUCUUAUUAGAAAAGAAAAAAGAAAAAGAAAGAUUAAAGGAGGAAAGAGCAAAACAAAGGGAAGAAAAACUGAGAAAGAAAAUGGAAGAAGAAGACUUAAAAAGGAGGAAGAAAGAGGAAAAACUAAAAAAACGAGAGGAAGAACAAAGAUUGAAGGAGGAAGACAGAAAGAUGAAAGACGAAGAAAAGAAGAAAAAAGUGGACGAAAAGAAAAGAAAAGAGGAAGCUAAGGAGGAAGAAAAGAGAAAGAAAAAAGAAGCCAAGUUGGUAGAAGAACAGAAAAAAGCUCAAGCUCAACUCGCAUUUUCUAGCUUUUUCAUUCCCAAGAAAAGUAAAUGUGAUAAUGAACAGGUAGAAAAAUCAGAAGAGGUAGAACCAUCGUCAAAAUUCAUGCCAUUUUCGAUUAAGCCAGACAUGAGGUUGGCAGGUGAAAGGCGAGCUCCCUUAUCACCGAAUACCAAACGAAAGUUGGAUGAAAUUAUUGCAUAUGAUAAAAUGGCAGAUAAGAGUCAAUUAUACCUUAGUAAAUUGAAAAAUGGAUAUGUGCCUUCAACAACUCAGCCUACAUGGCAUUUAUCAGAUGAACAACAUGAUGUUAUUAUUAUAGAGUCAGAUGUUAUUGAAAAUGAAGCAGUAGUCGAGGAUCAUUCUGGAAAGAAUAAAUUUAAAAUGCAUAAGGCAAAGCUUUUCCAGUUUCAUGACAACAGGCGUCCUCCUUAUUGGGGUACAUGGCGAAAAAAGAGUACAGUUAUCAAACCUAGGAAUCCUUUGAAUAAGGAUAAGAAUAUGGAUUAUGAAGUUGAUUCUGAUUCUGAAUGGGAAGAUGAGGGCGAAGGAGAAGAUAUUGGGAACGAAGAUGCCGAUUCAGACAAAGAACCAAGUGAUGAUGAAAAUGUUGGUGAAAAUGGCUAUGUUCUUGACAACAUCUUCGUUCCGCAUGGUUAUCUCAGUGAUGAGGAAGCAGCUGAUGAGGAAAUCUUUACGCCAGAAGACCAAAAGUUGAGGAUGCAGGUGCUCAAGAAAGAAUUUGACGAAGAGAUGAAGACAAAGACUGAAAGACUGAAACCACGCUUGUUGGGAUGUGUGUGGAUCAGUAAUGAAACAACUGAAGUUAGCAAAGGAAGUCUUUAUACAUCACUUCUAAACCACCGAGCUGUUUGGGAUGAAGAAAAGGGUUCCAUUGAUGUUUCCGUGUCGGAAGGUGUAGAGAUUCCCUCUUCUCCUCAGUCAACGAGUAAAACUAAAAAAUUCCCUCAAGAAGUGUUGGAUUUGUUAGUAAAAUUUGUACAUGGGAACAAUUUGCCUUUAUCGAAGUUGUUACUUGAAUUCACAUCGAAAAUUGAAAAAGACCUCCCGACAGUUUAUGUUUCAAAAAAUGCACUGACUCGCAAAGUACGGGAAAUAGCUUCCAAGAGUCGCGAUUUCAAUAAAAGUCCAUGUUGGGUAGUCAAUACGGAGCUGCAAGCCAAAUAUGGAUUGCAGAGCGUUGAUAUAGUUCCUGAAAAUCAGACUCCCCCAGCAGGGAAGAGUAUUUUUUCAUAUCUGAAAAACAACCCGUCAUCAUCAAAAACACCACGUGUGAGAAAACGAGCUGCAUUAACAACUAUAAAAGACCCAGAAGAUACUCUUAAAGGACAUGAAAAAAUUGACCCGGCUACUCCCGUCAUCAAGAAAAAGAUUCCAUUUGUGACUAUAACACGAACUCCGGAUUUCAUUGGUAAGCCCCCAGUCCAUGUGGACACCCCACGCCCAGUUCAUCCGUUUUUCAAGGUUUCUCAGGAAAAAGGUCUCUCUUCUAAGGCAUCACAACCAAUUGCAAUUGCCGAAACGUCAGACAAGGAAGAGUAGUCUUCAUAAGUGCCAAGACUCACAAACUUUUGUCCAUUAGUAUUAGAGAAACUUAAUUUUGAAAUUUGAAGGCUAACGGUUUUGGCAUUUAUGAAUUUCAAGUCAA